This is a messenger RNA of Megalops cyprinoides (Indo-Pacific tarpon), 1518 nucleotides long. It is a transcript of the gene msx1a, whose product is annotated as muscle segment homeobox 1a. Gene Ontology annotation, cellular component: nucleus. Gene Ontology annotation, molecular function: DNA-binding transcription factor activity, RNA polymerase II-specific; RNA polymerase II transcription regulatory region sequence-specific DNA binding. The coding region runs from base 90 to 938 and encodes 282 amino acids. The record is from RefSeq and is a predicted model, not a curated record. Gene Ontology annotation, biological process: regulation of transcription by RNA polymerase II; embryonic morphogenesis. Lineage: Eukaryota; Metazoa; Chordata; Actinopteri; Elopiformes; Megalopidae. The transcript is spliced from 2 exons.
UGUAAGUGCAGAAGGACCUUGGCUUUCCUGGUGUUCCCGAUUUGCGAUUCCAACCUGGUACCGGCAACUUCAGGAGAGACCGCCUCUGUAUGGCCCCAGGUGCUGCUAUGUCUUCUUUACAGAUUGGCUUGAAAGCUGAAGAUACUUCACGUGCAAUUAUCAACGGAAGAAGCGACAUGCAGACUAAUCUAAACAUGGCAGGCGAAGAGGAGACGGAGAAGCCAAAAGUUGCUAUCCUUCCGUUCAGUGUCGAAGCUCUGAUGGCCGAUAGGAAACCGAGCAGGGACUUGUCAAAUACAGAAGGAACGUCCGUCGCCGGAACGUCUCACGCGCACAGUCCGAGAAUGGGUUCCCUAACUGGCCCAGAUACCGCGGUCUCGCCUCUGGCCAUCAGCUCGCCCUUCUCGGUGGGAGGAAUAAUGGCAAUGCAAGAGGAUGCACUUGUCAAAUCGGAGAGCCCGGAAAGGCAAGAGCGCAGUUCUUGGAUACAAAGUCCCCGGUUCUCUCCUCCUCCUUCCAGAAGGCUCAGCCCGCCUGCCUGUCCCCUGAGAAAACACAAAACCAACAGAAAGCCCAGGACGCCGUUCACCACGUCGCAGCUCCUCGCGCUGGAGAGAAAGUUUCGCCAGAAACAGUACCUGUCCAUCGCCGAGCGCGCAGAGUUCUCCAGCUCGCUCAACCUGACAGAGACGCAGGUCAAAAUCUGGUUCCAGAACAGAAGGGCAAAAGCCAAGAGGCUACAAGAGGCCGAACUAGAAAAACUGAAAAUGGCAGCCAAACCUAUGCUGCCCCCAGCGUUUGGGAUUUCUUUUCCCCUCGGCGCCCACGUCCCAGCAUCUUACGGAACAUCGCACCCCUUUCAACGACACUCCUUGCCCGUGUCUCCAGUUGGACUUUAUGCCGCUCAUGUUGGAUACAGCAUGUAUCACUUGGCGUAAAGGGAAGGCCUUGCUCGCAUUGACGUCUUCGACAUACUCCCAGUCACAUCUCAAACUACUUACGUAAACAGAGGAGUGUAAGGCAAAGGAAAAAAAGACUUUCGAGUGUUAUACCACGUAUGUAAUAUUAUUGGAUCAGUAGUCUAAUGCUGGACUAAGUAGUAAGAGGAAAGUUAAUGUUGGCUUCAACAGGUUCUUAAGUUACCCUGACAUAGCGUACCUGUAAUGGCCGUGGCUGACCAUGACGUGUUUAACCGAAGCAGAAUCUGCUCACUCCUUUGGGUGGUCAUUCUCUCCGGCUGAUAUUUUAUAAUGACACUGAUAUACCUGUAGCCAAACAAUGGCGCAUCACCAGUAUUCAAUGGCGAUACGAACCAACAAGCUUUAGAAACCCCAGGUAGGUUGGGUUCUUUCACCACUAAUGAAGGUUUCUCCUUACACUCAAAAAUUGCCGAGUCAAGACAUUAAUUUUAUUUGCAUUGAAACUAUUGCAAGAAAAAAGUGUGGGUUUCUGAAUUUGAUGACAAGUAGAUGAAUGCUCUUUGCUAAAUGCCAAGAUCAUAGCAUCUUAAUUUAACAG